CACUGGGCGCAGAAAAACCUCCAAACGCACCAUGUUACUCUCCGGGGCGCACUCAGAUGUCUGUGCCAACCCUUUACCACUCACCCUUUUCCGUGGGUACAGCGAUGCAAGCCAGUUUGACUUUCAGGAUGGGAAUACUUGAGACGCAGCAGGGACUCGGCUGCAAAACCUGUAUCCUUUGCGAUGCUUCAUUUUUGGGGUUUUAAUUAGUUGCCUUCGCUGCCUUAUGGAGCAGUGUCUCUCUGCAUGUGGGACACCAUGGAGCAGCUGGAAGAGGAACUUACGUGCCCGAUCUGCUGCUGUCUCUUCGAGGACCCACGGGUGUUAUUGUGCUCGCACAGCUUUUGCAAGAAAUGCCUGGAGGGACUGUUGGAGGGAAACCGAGGUCCGGCUUUCAGAACACCUCUCAAAUGCCCCACAUGCCGCAAAGAGACCCCUCACAACGGCGCAAACAGUCUGCAAAUAAACUACUCUCUACGUCAAAUAGUGGAGAAGUACAGCAAGAUCCGGGUUUCACCCAAGAUGAGUGUUUGUAAACAACACAGCGGUCAGCCUCUCAACAUAUUUUGCGCCACGGACUUAAAACUCAUUUGUGGGUUUUGCGCAACUACAGAUGAUCACAGAGGGCACAGGUUCUGCUCCUUAGAGGAUGCGUAUGAACGGGAGAAGGAGGCGUUUGAAGAGCUGCUGCACGGAGUGGAGAGCUGGCAGAGCGCAGAUAUCCUGUCCUGCCUGGAAACACUACAAACCAGUAAGAAAAAAGCGCUCCAGUCGGUGUCCAAAGACGCAGAGAAGGUAACAGAUUAUUUCGACAAACUCAUCAGCAGCAUCGAUUGUAAAAAGAAUGAGAUUCUGUCUGAUUUCGAAACGCUGAAGCUGGUGGUGAUGCAGGCGUACGACCCGGAGAUCACCAAACUGAGCGCAGCUUUGGAGGAGCAGAGACAGGCUCUGGGCAUGGCGCAGUCCGUCAGGAGCAUCACAGACCCCCUGUGUUUCCUGCAGCAGAUGCAGGAAUUUCGGGAGAAGCUCAAGUUCCUCCGGGAGACUCCGAUGCCUUCUCGGAAAGACCUGGAUGCCGGUCCGCUUGUGCGUAAUUUCGACGUUAAAAAGUGGGACUCGCUGAGGCUUAAAGAAGUCGACAAGAUCUCCGUCCCUCAUGAAAGUGUCUCCUACCGUGCGGGGAGCUCACGGGUGGCAGCGCACAGAUGGAUCGCUUUAUUUAUGAGCUUGUUUCUGGCAGCGGUCCUCCUGCUGCCGACACACAGUCCUGCGUCCGUGCCCCUCCAGAUCCAACCGCUCAUCACUACAGUUUCCACGCACCUUGCAAACACUGGUCUGUCUCUGCGGGAAAUAGCUGAAAUGUACAGGAGUUUAAUAUAUGCAUGUCGGGAGUGUAUCCACAACCUAACAGAGUCCACUGUCAAUUUUAUUGUGAGCUGUUUUAAUUAGGAAACACUUACAGCUUUGAUUAUAAAUGAUCAGGCAAAUCUGUGAGCACAUGUACACAUGAAACACUUGUUUAUAAUGGCACUACAUGCGUUUUCUUUCUUUCUUUCUUUCUUUUUUUUUGAGGGGGGGUGACAAGCUUCAUUGUUGAUGAAGCCAAAGAAUCUAAUAGGGAAAAAAAGAAAAAAAAAAAUCCUGAUCCAUAUAUGUUGUACUCUACAUUUACUUGACACUAUUUUCCACGAAUGUACAAUCAAUUUUCUCUUAUUUUAUAUCAUGGCAUGACAAUUUUAUACUUGUCCAAGAUUGACAUACCAAAUAAAACUUCUAAAUCUAAGUCACUA
This is a messenger RNA of Sphaeramia orbicularis (orbiculate cardinalfish), 1790 nucleotides long. RefSeq names its product tripartite motif containing 13 (gene trim13). The coding region runs from base 247 to 1449 and encodes 400 amino acids. Lineage: Eukaryota; Metazoa; Chordata; Actinopteri; Kurtiformes; Apogonidae. The transcript has 2 exons. The record is from RefSeq and is a predicted model, not a curated record. Gene Ontology annotation, molecular function: zinc ion binding.